UCUCUUAUUUGUUAACGAAUGAAGCUGUGACAGUGGGAUGUCCCACACAGUUUUUGUGUAGGGAUUGAACAAAGACGAGUGUUGAGCUGCAAAGGUAACAAAGCCUCUAAAAAAUCAGCAGAUGAUUGAAAGCAGAAGCAUGGAAGAGAAAAUCCUGGAUGUGAACAGAGACAGCUGCAGUUUGGACACAAAGUUAUAUUUAGAGGUUACUACUGGGCCAGCCUGGCCAUAGAGGCUUCAUUGUACACAUUCUUACUGACAGUGGUUGCAUUUACCUCUGCAUCGAUACUGCUUCCCUAGCCAUGCAUCCCCAGCGUCCUCUUCCCCAGGCCAUGCCCUCGUCCUCGCUGGGGCAGCAACUGCGGGACAUUACUAUGGGUCUGGGACGAGGCAAGAACUUCCUGGGAGGAAACUUUGGUUAUGGUUUCAUCCAGUCUGUUAAGGAAUGCCUUUAUUUUCUCCUCUGCUGCUGGUGUAUCAAGGAGAUACUGGACUAAUAGCUAUAGAUAUGUAUUUUGCAUAUUUAUCAGUUGGUCUGUGCAAUGCUGUUUCAGUUUGCAUUUGUUAGAAGCGUAUGAGGAACAUUCUUUGAUAGCUGAGGUUAAGAUUACGGUGUGAGAAGCAAAGCUCAGGAUGCUGUUUGACUGGGUUCGAGAAUUUGGAGAACAAGUGUGAAGAUCUGGGAUUCUUCGAUCAUGCAGACUUGAUUUUCCUUGAAGUGACAAUAAAUAAAC
Cyprinodon variegatus (sheepshead minnow) is the source of this 734-nucleotide messenger RNA. It is a transcript of the gene lenep, whose product is annotated as lens epithelial protein. The record is from RefSeq and is a predicted model, not a curated record. Gene Ontology annotation, biological process: multicellular organism development. The transcript is spliced from 2 exons. NCBI's taxonomy places the organism in Eukaryota, Metazoa, Chordata, Actinopteri, Cyprinodontiformes, Cyprinodontidae. The coding region runs from base 303 to 497 and encodes 64 amino acids.